Molecule: messenger RNA, 153 nt
Organism: Histoplasma capsulatum G186AR
Lineage: Eukaryota; Fungi; Ascomycota; Eurotiomycetes; Onygenales; Ajellomycetaceae
Exons: 2
Coding region: 1-153 (50 amino acids)
Source: RefSeq, a predicted model, not a curated record
AUGGCACCACUCAUGUCCCAACCUUACAGAGUAACCGCUGAACAUACUGCGUACAUAGCAUACACACUGGCCGAUGUUGCGACGGAGGCUCAUGCAUACUGGGGUUUCGUGCUGCCUUGCUCAGAUACCGUACAAGUACCUGAUUAUAUGUAG